This is a messenger RNA of Pomacea canaliculata, 10906 nucleotides long. Its product is annotated as F-box/LRR-repeat protein 20-like. The transcript is spliced from 17 exons. Gene Ontology annotation, biological process: SCF-dependent proteasomal ubiquitin-dependent protein catabolic process. Gene Ontology annotation, cellular component: SCF ubiquitin ligase complex. NCBI's taxonomy places the organism in Eukaryota, Metazoa, Mollusca, Gastropoda, Architaenioglossa, Ampullariidae. The record is from RefSeq and is a predicted model, not a curated record. Bases 437 to 1759 code for a protein of 440 amino acids. Gene Ontology annotation, molecular function: protein binding.
UAUUUGGUGUACACAUAACAUAUAGUACGCACAUGAAAAUGAAAUAACAAGGAGGAUCAUACAAUCUUGUGAUAUCUUAAUUACAAUGGUACUCUCACUGAUGUAAACAACAACUUUAAGUCGUUUUGAUGACUUCUGAGUAUAAUUUUCCUUGAUUCUGCGCAAGAAAUAUUCAGCCAAUUGCGAGCUUCCUUACGUAUAGCUAUGGCUGUUCAUUUCCAUGUUAUUAUUUUCUUUUGUUUUCACUGACUCUCAGUGGCAAAACAAGCGAAAUCGAUCAGUUGAUGGCAUGAAGAGAUGAACCAUCUCAACCAAAACGGUCAUUUUAACCAUCAUGUAAAGAGUAGAUCCGAGAGGCAGCUAGGAAAAGUUUUACAGCACCAAUCAAGAUACCAUGGGAUAAGACUGUGGAGAUCACAAAUUUUGAUAGUAGAAGAUGGGGACCAUACAAAUGAGACAAUAUUCUGAAACGUCACACAUGAAGGGAUCUCAGCCAGCCUUUGAUGAUGACAGUUUCAUCAACAAAAAACUCCCUAAAGAACUGUUGCUUAGGAUAUUCUCAUUUCUGGACGUAGUGACACUCUGCAGAUGUGCUCAAGUAUGUAAGAUGUGGAAUGUUCUUGCCCUUGAUGGCAGCAACUGGCAAAGAGUUGACCUCUUUGAAUUUCAGAAAGAUGUAGAGGGUCCUGUUGUAGAGAAUUUGUCCAGACGAUGCGGAGGGUUUUUAAAAUCAUUGAGUCUCCGUGGCUGCCAGGUUAUCACCGACAAAUCACUACAGAUAUUUGCACAGCAGUGCCGUAACAUAGAGGCAUUGAUACUGAAUAACUGUAAAGAGAUUACAGAUUUGACAUGUCAGAGCUUAGGGACAUAUAGUCACCGACUGAUGAAACUGGAUGUUAGCUCAUGUACACAGCUCACCGACAACUCUUUAAGUGCAAUCAGUGAUGGCUGUAAGUAUCUGACAUACAUUGACAUAUCAUGGUGCACCAACAUGUCUGAUGAUGGCAUCAUGGUGCUGGCUAAAGCCUGCCCCCGUUUAUCUGUUUACAUGGGUCGGGGACUGACAAAGAUUACAGAUCAUGGUAUUGAACAACUUGCUAUCCAUUGUACCAACCUUAAAAAGAUCAACCUUCACUGUUGUCAGAAUAUAGGUGAUGAGGCUAUAGCAGCCAUAAGUAACCACUGCCUAGGCUUGCAAGCAAUAUGUCUGUCUGAUUGUAACCAUAUCACAGACACUUCAUUGCGAGCACUUGGCACAGGAUGUCACGAUCUUAGGAUGUUAGAAGUCUCAGGAUGUCAGCGCCUGACAGAUAAUGGGUUUUUGUCACUAACAAGAAGCUGUCACCAGCUUGAAAAGAUGGAUCUAGAAGAAUGUAUUCAGAUUACAGAUACAACCUUAGCUCACCUAGCAACCCAUUGUCAUCGAUUAUCUGCCUUGACUCUGUCUCACUGUGAACUGAUAACUGAUGAAGGUAUCCGUCAUAUUGGAACAAGUCCCUCAUCACCAGAGACACUGACAGUUCUGGAGCUUGAUAAUUGUCCUUUAGUCACAGAUAUUGGUCUUGAGUAUCUUAUGAACUGCACAGCCCUUCAGCGUAUUGAACUUUAUGACUGUCAGCUUAUCACACGGGCUGGUAUUCGCAGACUUCGGAAUCGACUGCAGAAUCUGCGAGUGCAUGCCUACUUUGCGCCAGUCACACCUCCUCCAUCUGUAGGUGGAGGACGUCAACGCUAUUGCAAAUGCUGUGUUAUUCUUUGAUAAUGGACUACAGACAACUGCUGUCAAUAUUAACCGUGUGCGGACAACCCUGCCUGCUUUCUGGCCCUUAAGGAGUGCGGGAUACAUCAAGCACAAGCAGAAAUCAGCUACCCCAUUGAUGGGGUCAAUUGAAUGAUCUGGAGUAACAUGUGGGCAGACAUGCCUCGCUUUUGGCUGUGUUUCUCUAGUAAUAGUGUUUAUUGUGUUGCUUGAUAGUUUGAUCCUGAGAAAUUGAGAGGAUCUUGUUAUGGGUUGGUUUGCAUCUCAAAUGAAGUGAAGAUUGGGAAGUUUGGAGUUAAUUCUUCCACUAUAUUUCCAUUUAGCAUUCGCUUUUUUUUUAAAAAUUGGCAAACAUGGAUUUAACAAUAUGCAUCUGUGAUCAGAUAAAGAAAAAUAUUUUUAAGGUUCUCUUUCAAAGUCGUGCAAUAAGAGAAAGUACAAAAUGCAGCUGUGAAUUUCUGAUGGGAGGCCUGCUUUGAUGGCUACAGAAGGUUUUCUUUUUUAAAUGGUAAUGGCAGAUUUUUGAUAUUCAAGUUAGUAGACACUGUCAAAGACUAAGACCAUUAGUCGAGAAACACUUUAAGCCAAAAAUGCAUAAAGUGUUUGCUUUUUAGCAAGUUGCCGAAAUAAUUAGGAAUUGAGAACAUGGCAUCAGUCAUGUAACAUGCCGUGUUCUGCGAACACAAUUGAAGGAAGCUUUGCUCAGGUUUAGGUUCAUAAAUUCCCUUUCAUCCAUCUUUAUCAUGUCCUGUUCUUGUAAGCUUGUUCUCUAUGUCAGACCUUAAAAUCCUUUAAAUGAAUAGGGAAGAAGGGAAAGAUCUGACUAUUCUGUUUGUAUUAUUAAUGUGAUUUUUGUUUGUGAUAGCUCAGAUGAAAUGAUUUUUUUUAAAAGGCUACUGCACAUGAUUUUAAGGAUUUUGUGAUUUGUGGGUAAAAAAAGAACAGACAUGGAUUAAGUUUUUUCAUGUCAUUUCAUGUCUGUCUUUUGUAAGGUGUUUUGUCAUUCAACAAAACAAAACUGCAUAUGUUAAAUAAUCUCAUAUAGUCCAUCCAGCAUUAUGUGAAAUUAAGGAUGAGGUGGUUAAUAGUUCUUUGGCAGGACUUGUUGAUGUUUCUUUGAAACAAACUUUUGCAUUUUAGAGAGAUUCUAGUUAAGACAACAGAAUGACUAACAGUGUUUUCAAUUUAAUAAUGAACAGAUAAAAAUCAGGUGCUGUGAAGUAGGUCAUUGUCAUUGGAUUUGUUGUAACAUAUUUCAACAACCCUUGUAAUUGUUUGCUUAGCAUGUGCUGUCCCUUUGGCCUCUGACCUAGAAAUUGUGAUGUCCAAGACAAGAAAGUUAACACUUUCUCUUUUCAAGCUUAGCCAGAUAAAUACUGUGGACCAUUGGCCAUGCUUAUGUGACUGCAUUUCGCAGGCACAUGUAUGGACUGUUUAUUGUUUAAAAUGGUGUGCCAGUGUGAUACUUCAGUCAGCAACUGUUGAACACACCUUGUUUCCACCAUAGACUUUCAGAUGAGCAAGUUUAAAAUUUGUUUGGAACCUCACGGUAAGAAGUGUUAAGGUGUUGAGAACGUAAUUCAUUCCAAGGCCUAGUAAUAGCGAUGUGUGAUUACUCUAUGACUUUUGUUUUGGGAGAAAGAUUUUGGGAUGGUUGGGGUCUUCUUCACCCUUUUUAUUGCUAGAACAUUUUCACUCACAAUAAAGAUAUCAGUAAACAAAACAGGUAUAGAGGCUCUAGCUAUGAAGUUAAAGGUCUAGCAAAGUGCAAACUAUUUUGAUAUCUGGGCAGAGCUCAGUACAAGACACCAUUUUCUCUUUAUCUGUUCUCAGUAUAUAUGUCUACUAGCAUCAUCGCCCAGAAAGAGGUUAAAAAAGUUUUUAAAAAAACCACACACUUAAUAGAAAUGCACAUAGAUGUGCUUACAUUGUCAAGGCUUCAUCAUUGAAAGAUCUGGAGCUCUAUGUUAAUAAAGCAUCUCUAUAGACAAUUGUGCAUAACAAUUUGACCUUUUUCUGGCCUUAACUAUUGUGUUAAAGCGUAUCUUUAGAAUGAAGGUGAGUUAUUCAACCACAUUGAGAGAAAUAUUACCUUGCACUGAGCUCAGUCCAGUUAUUAAAAAAAAUGUAUGCUUCAUACUAGACCUUUAGUGCGCUCAACUUUAGAAGUUUUGAGGCAGCUUGAGUAGCUGAAGAACUCCCAUUGUCCACCCAGCAGGUGUUGGGUACCUUGCCUUUCAAUGAAGGUAAAAUGAGAAAAAAUAAGCUUAUGUUGCAGGAUCCACUUGCUGUGCCCUAGACACUUUGAAAGUGGGCCUGUCUACCAUUACAUUUUUUAAAUGAAAAAAAUGAUCAACUGAGUAAACUUGAAGAUAAUAUUUAUCCCUUGAACAUGGAUGGCUGCAUAAAAUAUAGUUAAGGUAUGUUUCUUUUGAAAGCCACAGGGCGAGAUAAAACUCAACUGUAUUUGCCAGAAACCCUGAGUGCCAUAAUGACUUCCCAAGUAGUGGGCUUCGGGAACAUACCUGAAAUUUUCCAUGCAAAGCUUUGUGUCAUGUUUGCAUGCAGCAGCCUUUGGUGGUGCCUGGUUAUAGUAGAGUUUUGCAUAGUGGACAUAGUGAAUGGGUAGAUUGUACUUUGUGAACAUUAUAUUUAUUGUUUUUAACAGCUAAUGCAUGUUUUUGGUUUUUUUUCAUCAUGCAGCUUGUAAUAUUUUCUUUGACUCUAUUACAGUAUCUGUGUUACAGUAUCUCAUAAAAAUUAAUCAUAAAAACAAAGGUGCCAAUGGAAGAUGACUGUUUUCUUCUUGAGAUGUUCAUAUGUAUGCAGUUCACAUUAACAAAGUCUAGCAAUUUUUAUGUUGCUUGUGACAUAAUUCUUAAGUUGAUUGAAUGAGUACAGAUGGUUUAUUUCUAUUAACAACAAUUAAAUCAUAUUUGUUAUAAACCAGCCCUCACACAUUACUAAUGCUGAUAAGUGGAAGAAUUUGAACAGAUGCACUUGGAUGUGUACUUAAGAGCCCCCACAUGAAAGAUAGCAAGGAACACAGCAAUGUUUGAUGUUGCAUGGGCAUUACCUUGGCUUCUUACCAUUGUGCUAGCUAUACUUUAGGAUUCACACUGACAAUCCUAUUACUCUAAAGCAGAAAGUCAGAAAUCAAGGGAUUGACAACCAAUGCCAGCAAAAGGAAUUAAAUUCCAGAUGCAUGCUGUUCACUUGUGAAAAAUAAACUUACCAGCAAUGCAAAGUCUACCUAUUCUGUACUUGAUGUUGAUCUACCUGAUUUCUUUGGUGCAUCAGCUUCCCAGCAGCCUGCCGGUUUGCAGCAUCCUUGUGAGGUUCAUUUUUGUGACAUUUCAGUAUGUUUUUGAACUGGUAUUAACAUGUUACCAAUUAUGGUGAUUGGCUGUUAGCAAAUGGUUUGCUUUUUUAUGUAUUGUUUACAUGUGUCGCAGUUCACUUUGGUCUGGGUGAAUGCUUACAAGUUAAAUGACUAAAUAUUUUCAUAUAACAUGUGAAAAUGCUUCGCCAUUGUGAGUGAAUAUAUUGUACUGAUUAUUGUACUUUCUGGAUAACAUUAAUGCUCUCAGGAUUAUAGUGGAAUGGAUCUAUAUGCUUUCAGCAUCUUCAUUUUCUUCCUCUCAUUAGUUCCUAUAUCUGCUCUGAGAAAGCAUGGAAAAGGUGAUAGCAUGAAUGGGGAUGUCUGUCUCACAUAAAAUUACAAAAAUACAUAGUAGAUGAACAUUAAUUCUAUAGCUAACCAUCAAAUGCAGAAUCAUAUACAAGAGUAGAUUGUUAUCAUAAGUUUCACAAAAGUGAUGACGAAAAAAAGAGAUAUUUCUUGAUUUAUACAUGGCAUUUGAUUCAGUGCUGCUGCAGCAGUAAAGUGCAUCAGCAUUUAUUGUUAAACUUAAUUCGCAUGAAUUAAUAUUUUUCUAUGCCAGCAUUUUAUCUAGCCUGAAAUACUUGCAUGAGAUGGUGUAGCUGAAAGCUGGUUUCCAAGUACGCAUCAAUUUCUUCAGUUUCCUUGAAAGUGGUAUUGUAAGGUAACACUAUGUAUAUUAGCUGAUGUAUUAGUCAGAUAUGAUAUUUUACCAGAACCAUUUAAGCAAUUAUGUUCUUUUUAAUGUGUAAAAUAGAAACAAGUCUGCUUGUGGUUUAAAAAAGAAAAUUGAAAUUUUGAUAGAAAUGUGGAACAGUUUUCUUUUGUUACCUAGAUGGGAAAUUGUGUGUCAGAAAAAGCAAGAGAAUAAUUUAUGUAAAUGGUGCGUAAUAGCAUGAAAUCGAUGGUGUUGAGAUUAGAACUUCUUAAGUGUCAAGUGCGACAGACUCGUCAGCUGCACAUGACCCACAUUCAGAAGCUUUGUUUAGAAUUGAAUAGCAGUCAUUUGGUCUGGCUAUGUUUCAGAAUAUUAAUGUUAAUCGAAAUUCAUUCAGUUUUGAACAUCAUAUGCCAUUAUUCUGAGAUAGCAAUCCCUUAGCUUUUAAACAAAAACCAUGAAAGCUUUAAUGUAUAUCAUAACUUGAAGGUAACCAACAAGUGUAAAAGUUACUUUUGUACAAGCGAUUUUUUUUAAAUUUUUUUUUUGAGUAUUUGGUCAGGAUAGCAACAGCAGUUGAAAUAAAUCUCUAUUUAAGUGUUUGAAGGGCUGCUUAAAGCAGUUUUAUCUGCUUCUAGUUUUUGUUGAUGUUUUAUAUAUGGAAUUGUAUCCUUGCUCAGAGCUUUUGGGAGUGAUUUUGCCACCGUACUCCAUAGACUACUUUUAGGCUGAAAGUGAUAUCAGAACGAGAACAGCGUUUUUCCUUUUUUUUUUUUUCUAAAAGGGAAGUCUCAGAUGACUUUGUAGUUUUUAAUUUUUAUCCAGAACACAUUCCGUUGAUUUACUUCUAACUGAACACAAGCCUUUCUUUUUUUAUUAUGUAACUCUACUUCGUAUCAGCCAAAAUUAAACGUCCGCCCUAUAUAUCCGUUGAGGAAUAAGCGAAGUGGAAGUAUUUACCACGUGAAGGAAAGACUUUUGUAGUUUUGACAAAGCCUGUCAACAGUGAAGGCUGGGCACUGGUGGUGAUAAAGAUGAUAUCCAGAAAUCAAGCACCAUGGCACAGGCGCCGUUCUUAAACAGGUCACUCGCAGGUACUUUAAGCUGCUGAAUUCCUAGAGUCUUUGGUUACUCAUGGGUGUGCCUAUAUUUGUGUGUGUGUGAGAGAGAGGUGAUGGUGGGGGAGGGAUAAUAAUGAAUGGUGGAAUUUUUAUCUUUCUUUGCCCUGUAGUCAGACGUUAAAGUCUAUAACUACAUACUCAAAGACCGAAACGCAAACCGCACGGGAGGGGGGAGGGGGAGGGUAAAGGGGGUGAAAAAUGCGGUACAAUGUGUGAUGCACAUGUCUUUCAUUGUGGUAAGUUUCAGAUGUAAGUACAUCGCCGUGUAAAUACGGUGCAGUUUCUGUCGGUUUCCAACAUAUUGUUAAGCGCCGUGCCCGUUCCUCAGUAACAGGCCUUUGAUAUUUUACAGUUUCUAUCCAUUCUUAACGCGUUGGGCUUGCCACUGAAAGAUCUUUUAAAAGUGGAAUUGCCAGCCUUUGAUGUUCUCUUGUUUGACAGGCAAAUGCGGUCACAUAUAAAGAGUAUUUUUCUUGAAGCCUUGCGUGCAACCAAAUCAAGCAUUUUACUAUUUUUAUUUAUUAUUAUCAAAGUAGGAAAAUGAUUUUCGUCGUUAUAAUGGUGUACAGUUUAAUGUUAUGUGCAUGGGCGAUGAAGCGAAAAUGACAGUUGCCGUUAUCAUUUAGUUUUGCUAGCUUUGGGUAUGGCUGUGGAUUUGCAUGGAGAUGUAGGACUUGAGAGUGGGUGAUGCCGAAAUGUGCGUUGAGGUGUAGAAAGUGUUCAUGUUGAUGAUUGUGUCGCUUUUCUUUCAGCAGUAGAUGAUUGAUAUAUAAAUUGGCUUUGCUACUACUGUUUGUGAACUAAAGACAGCUGUACGGCUGUUUUUAUCUUUGGUUUUUGUUUUUUUGUUUUUUUUUUGGGGGGGUCAACUUUAAUAAUAACGGAUUUAAAAUGAAAGUGGUUUGUGCAUUGAAUGAAAUGGAGUAAACACGCGAAGAAAGAUGGUGCACCAAAAUGGUUUUAAAGUCAUUUUUUUCCCCAAUUGGGGAAAAGCAUAGAUUUUGAGAGAGAAGUUGAUGACAUAAUAACUGUACCUGUGAUUGUUAUAGUUAAUUGUUUUAGCUAAUUACUGAAAUAAAACUUUACAGGUUACUACUACAUAUCCCGGUAUUGUAACAAAUCUCUAGGCAGUCUUUACAUAUUUGCAUGACUUAAAAAUAUAUAUGUUGCUAUUAGAAAGUAACAGACUUUGUCGAUGCUGAAAUAUAAGUGAUUUGUAUACUUAAGUGCUUUUUUUUUAAAGUUCGAGUGAUUUCCUGAGAAAAUACAGUUAGUGUACAGCUUUAAUUAUGCCCAUGCAUCAUUUCAUAGAAUAUAUUAUUAAUAAAGGACAUCGACUGGCCAACACAACUAUUCAUAUUCUUAUCCUUUUAAUGCCUGUAAAAAGGCAAGCAGACCAUUCGGAAUUAAUGUAUCCUUUUAUGAAUUGAAAAGAGAAAAGAUGCUUAUGCGAUCUACCCUAGACCAAGAAUUUUUAUCAUCGAAGCUUGCGGUGAACACUUCCGAAUUGUUCAUUCUUCAACGUUGACCGUUUCAUCGCUAUAGUCAGGCUGGAAACGAACAUUGCACUUAUGUACUGGUCAGUACAAGAACAUUCGCCUUUGAGUUUUAUUGGGAAAAAUCUCUGUUUAUAUCUGUGUAGUGUUCAGUAGAAAAAGAAAUCACUUCAUUGCCCCGUGCUUUGAAAGAGAGCUCCUUGUACCAGGUAUAGUAGUUUAUAAGUAAACUUCCUGCGAAUAUCUUCUUCAUUAAAUCGGGAAUUUCAUGUUGCCAGUGAAUUUUAUGUACGGCAGAGGUGGUGUCAUUCAUUCGCAGCUGUUUGAGUUCAAGAUAAGGGCAUAUGCAGUAGGAAAGGCCAAGAUAGUGGAUUCGGCUGUCUUAGAUCAUCAUAGUUUCAUCAUAGCUGCCCCAGGCUUUUAAAUACUUUCUUGCAGCCAACUCAUCUGUAGUUGCUUCUGGCUCCUACACCCAACUGACUUUUUAAAACACACUUUUUUCUAGUCCUGCAAGUUGCCUUAAGUAUUCUAAACACAGGAUUGUGGAACCACAUUGUCUCCUUGUCUCCCACCCCAACCCCACAAAAAUCUCAUUUUAGGUGGUAUAAUAUUUCAGCAAGCUAUUAGGAUGUACUAGGACAGAUAUUUCAUAUUAAAUGAAAGAAUUGAAACAGUCGCAUGUUCUUAGGGGCCAUGAAAUUUGUUAAGCUUUACCUGUGUGUUGAUAUUCGUUGAAAUUUUAAAUUUUCUUUGUUAAUUUCGAAUUUGAGAUAAUGUCGAAAUUCUUUGUUACCACACAGCUGUCUUUGUUUAAGAUGGGCAACUCUUUGACACACGUGACACUUGACUACUCGUCUGUGAGUUGUGAGCAAGCUCUGAGAAACUCCUUCUGGAGAAGUGGCCCAUCGUCCGGCGCUCUGUGCUUUCCACUCAAGCGUCCUCAUUCCAAAGCCAAACAGCCGCAUGGUCACAGUAGUUUUCUGUAGUGACAUUUUGUCUUGCCAGAGAGCUGCUUUUCUGCUUUUCAGGGCACGUGACGGACAAGAGCAAUUUUGAUGGGCGCAGUCCUGUUGGAGGUAUUUGCUCACAAUGCUGUACCGCCAAGACAUUUCGUCCCCUGGGCAGCUUUUUAGUUUUCUAUGAUCGUAGUUGGCAAUUUGUUUUUUAUUUCAUCUCCACUCUUCACUAGUGAGACGGUAACAAUUGCUCAGAAACUGGUAGCUGCCUUCUUUUUCUUUUUCUCUCUCUUGCUUAAACUGUCAUUUGCCGUGGUCAGCUAACGGUUGUUUAAGGUUUAAUGCCUUCUAUACCAGAAGGCACUGAACUGUGAAUUCCACGUGCUGACAUUUUCAUGGGUUCAGCUCUCAGUUCAGAGCUAAUAGGUCGCACACAAAAAUCGGUUCUCGUGAAAUUUAUCCACUAGGACGACAAAGAAGAGUGGCAUUUGGCUGCAACCGAGUGAGGAUUUCAGCCUUGUUUUUAAGAGUGUAUUUAUCUCUCAUGGGUUGUUACAAAAGUUCUAGAAAUAUUUGUUAUGUACCUAAAGUUACUGGGUAGGGGCGGGCAUUACUCGGUGGGUGAUGGAGGAGUUUAAAAAAAUCAGGAAACUAAGAUGGAGAAACGAGUGAUAAAGUUUGUAUUCUUGACCAAGGAAAGGAAAAAAAGAAAGAUUUAGAAAUCUGUUAAUGACUAGUUACCUCACAAAAACAACACUUUGGUGUAUAUUUUGUUAGGCAACAUUGUUGGCCUGGGUUUUAUCUCGAAUGGCCUGUGCGUGUUUCAUGGCGGGUAUCUGACCGCUAUUGAAGGCGUGGUACAGUACAGCUGUACUGGCUAUAUUUUAUUUUCAAAAGUCCUUUUCUUUUGAGUGAAAACCAAGACGUGGGACUGUUUCUUGUGAAGAUGUUAAGUGCAUAAAAUAUCACUUGCAGAUGUAAUUUACAGGAUCUGCUGUUCGCAGCUGUCAUAACCCAUUGUAACAGAAAGAGAAAUUUUUCUCAUUUUGGGGCUUUUGCUGUGUUCAGUCAGCGAGUACUCGUAAUCCUAAGUUUAAAAGCCAAAGGCGAACGAAAUAAAUAAAAUAUAAUUAAGCCUUUCAUUCUUGCUCUAGUCCGGCGUGUAUUAGCUUUUUGAUGUGCGGAAUAACUUGCUGGAGUAUGAAUGAGCCAGGUUGUUUAUGAUAUACUCAUCUGGUAAACAUUGUUUAUACAAAGCUAUUGUAUCGGUUGCUAUGUGUUAAAUGAAUAAGCCUUGUCUGGGGUGUGGAGCACGAGAUGGACGUGCAGUGUGCGUGCCUGCGUGUGUGUGUGUGUGCGGGCGUGAAAGCGGGUUUGUGCCUGUGAGCAAACUUUAGUUAAGUUGCAAUUUUGAUUCUUUCAUACAGUUAUUAAGCCUUUUUCACUGUAUUUGAUUAUGUACUCUAAAAUGAGUUUCAAUAUGAUUAUUUUAUAUUUUAUGACAAAUAUUCUAAUAAAGACGAUGGUACUGUGA